AUGGAGAUGCAGGACAUUAUGAGCGAGGAAGGGACAGAGCCAGAAGGAUCAGCCAUCAUAACAUCCCUUUUAAACACCAGCAUAGAUGGCACCACCAACUUCACCAAUAUCACUUUUUUCCCCUACUAUCAACACUCUCUUUAUGUAGCUGCCAGCUACAUCCUGGCUUACUUCUUCAUCUUCUUGUUGUGUAUGGUGGGUAACAUCCUGGUGUGUCUGAUUGUCCUGGAAAACCGUUGUAUGCGCACAGUUACCAACCUCUUCAUUCUCAACCUGGCUAUAAGUGACUUACUGGUGGGAAUCUUCUGCAUCCCUACAACACUGGUGGACAACCUUAUCACAGGUUGGCCCUUCUCCAACACGGUGUGCAAGAUGAGUGGAUUCAUCCAGGGUGUGUCUGUAUCGGCAUCCGUCUUUACCCUGGUAGCCAUUGCUGUUGAAAGGUUUCGUUGUAUAGUAUAUCCUCUACAGCCCAAGCUGACCAUCUUUGUUGCCAAGGUAGCCAUUGUGACAAUCUGGGUGUUAGCGUUGGUGAUCAUGUGUCCAGCUGCAGUGGCACUUACUGUGGAACAAGUUCCUUUCCAUUACAUGGUGUACAAUGAUGAUUUCAACAACACAUUGCCUUUGUACACCUGCUACGAGAACUUUGCCAAGCCUCAGAUGAGGAAGGUCUACACAGCAGUUUUGUUUGCCCAUAUCUACCUGGCACCCCUUACAGUCAUCACACUGAUGUACGUAAGCAUUGGAGUCAAACUCUGCUCCUCUGUUGUCGCAAACAGAGAACCACAGCAGGAGAAUGCUGCAGCCCAUGCACGAGUCAGAAGACAUGGUCACCCAAUGAUAUCCCACAAAAAGAUAAAGGUGAUAAAGAUGCUUGUUGUGGUGGCUUUGCUUUUCAUGCUGUCCUGGUUGCCACUCUGGACUCUGUUUAUGAUGGCAGAUUAUGGAGGCUUGGACCGGCACCACCUGGACCUUCUGACCAGCUACAUCUUCCCUUUUGCCCACUGGCUAGCUUUCUCCAACUCAAGUGUGAACCCCAUCGUCUAUGGCUACUACAAUAAGAACUUUAAGAAGGGCUUCCAGGCCAUGUGCAAGUCAAAGUCCCUCUGUUGCUUCAUGCAUCUCAGAAGUCGAAUAGCAAAGUGGGGGAGGAAAAGAAGAUCUGUGCAAGGACCUUGUGAAGGUACUGAUAUAAGAGAUGACACAAACAAUCACAACCACUUUGUGUUGGGAAUGAGAAACCGUGUUCAUAAUAACAGCAAGCUGAGUGACACACCAGAGGUGAAUAGGGGCUCAAGGGUGGGGUGUGUGGCGGUUCACUCAGGCAGAAGUCUUUCAGAUCAAGGCUUAGAAAUGGCAGCCAUACAAAAGAAAAGCAGCAGCGGAGAAACGUCAGAAAAGGUUAGCUCACUGGCAGUUUCAGUGUAUCAGGCCUGGGAGAACUGA
Melanotaenia boesemani (Boeseman's rainbowfish) is the source of this 1446-nucleotide messenger RNA. It is a transcript of the gene npffr1l2, whose product is annotated as neuropeptide FF receptor 1 like 2. The transcript is spliced from 3 exons. The record is from RefSeq and is a predicted model, not a curated record. Gene Ontology annotation, cellular component: membrane. Lineage: Eukaryota; Metazoa; Chordata; Actinopteri; Atheriniformes; Melanotaeniidae. Gene Ontology annotation, molecular function: neuropeptide receptor activity; peptide binding. Gene Ontology annotation, biological process: G protein-coupled receptor signaling pathway. Bases 1 to 1446 code for a protein of 481 amino acids.